CUUUGUAUUAAAAUCAGUUUGGAUCCACAUUGAUUCCAUAUUUAUCUGAUUUUGUUUCAGUAUCCAGCAGCAGAGACCAGAUUCUCUUGUAUCCAGCUGUCUGUCCUUAAAGAGUGAUAACUCAAUAUCAUUUGUCAUUGACUUUCAAGGACAAAAUCCAUCUGCUGAUACGAUAUUUGACCUGGAAAGCUCAGAUGAUCUAUGUGGUCAGUUCUUGGAGCAGGAUCAGAUGCAGCAUGACUCCCUAUUUCUGGAAGAUGACAAUACAGAGCAGAGGAGGAGCAGAAAUGACAGUGUGCGCUCUACCAUGAAUCAGUGGGACUACAGAGAGGAGGGAGAACCUCCCACUAAAAGUGCUCUGUGUGGGGACCAUGAGAGCCAGAUGAAACAUCUGAGCCUCGAGCAGCAACACACGCCACUGUCUGGUGGACCUGAACACAGCUGUUUGAAUCCUUCUGUUCUUCCUGGACAAGUGGCUGAUGGAAGUAUCCAGCAGCAGAGACCAGAUUCUCCUGUAUCCAGCUGUCUGUCCUUAAGGAGUGAUGACUCAAUAUCAUUUGUCAUUGACUUUCAAGGACAAAAUCCAUCUGCUGAUACGAUUUUUGACCUGGAAAGCUCAGAUGAUCUAUGUGGUCAGUGCUUGGAGCAGGAUAAAAUGCAGCACGACGUUUGUCAACAAAAACUUAAAUCCAACCUGAAGAAGAAGUUCCAGUCAGUGUUUGAAGGAACUGCUAAAGCAGGAAACCGAACCCUUCUAAAUCAGAUCUACACAGAGCUGUACAUCACAGAGGGGGAAACUUUAGAGGUCAAUGAACACGAGUUCCGACAGAUUGAAACUGCAUCCAGGAAACUUGUCAUAUCAGAGAGAUCAAUAAGAUGCCACGACAUCUUUAAAAGCUCACCUGGGAAAAAUGAGCCCCUCAGAUUAGUGUUAACAAAGGGAGUGGCUGGCAUUGGGAAAACAGUCUUAACGCAGAAAUUCACUCUGGACUGGGCUGAGGACAUAGCCAACCAGGAUACCCAGUUCACAUUUCCAUUCACUUUCAGAGAACUGAAUGAGCUGAAAGAGAGGAAGUACAGCUUGGUGGAACUUGUUCAUCUCUUCUUUACUGAAACCAAAGAAGCAGGAAUAUACAUUUUUGACGAGUUUCAAGUUGUGUUCAUCUUUGACGGUCUGGAUGAGUGUCGACUUCCUCUGGACUUCCUGAACAAUGAGAUCCUGACGGAUAUAACAGAGCCCACUUCAGUGGAUGUGAUACUGACAAACAUUAUCAGAGGGAAAUUACUUCCCUCUGCUCGCCUCUGGAUAACCACACGGCCUGCAGCAGCGAGUCAGAUCCCCUCUCAGUUUGUCAGCAGGGUAACUGAGGUUAAGGGGUUCUCUGACACGCAGAAAGAGGAGUACUUCAGGAAGAGGUUCAGAAAUGAGAAGCAGGCGAGCAGAAUGAUCUCCCACAUCAAGACAUCACGAAGCCUCCACAUCAUGUGCCACAUCCCAGUGUUCUGCUGGAUCACUGCUACAGUUCUGGAGGAGGCGUUGAAAAGCAGAGAGGAAGGAGAGCUGCCCAAAACCCUCACUGAGAUGUACAUCCAGUUCUUGGUGGUUCAGUCCAAGCUGAAGAAGGUCAAGUAUGAUGGAGGAACUGAGACAGAUCCACUCUGGAGUCCAAAGACCAGGGAGACGAUUGACUCUCUUGGAAAACUGGCUUUCGAGCAGUUGCAGAGAGGAAACUUGAUCUUCUAUGAAUCAGAUCUGACUGAGUGUGGCAUUGAUGUCAGAGCAGCCUCAUUGUACUCAGGUGUGUUCACACAGAUCUUUAAAGAGGAGAGAGGACUGUAUCAAGGCACUGUCUUCAGCUUUGUCCAUCUGAGUGUUCAGGAGUUUCUGGCUGCUCUGCAUGUCCAUGCAACAUUCAUCACCUCUGGUGUUAAUCUGUUAGAAGAAAAAACUUAUUGGAGGCCUGGCAUAUUUAAAAGCAAACAACAUCUGAACCAUCUCCACCAGAGUGCUGUGAACAAGGCCUUACAGAGUUCAAAUGGACACUUGGAUUUGUUCCUCCGCUUCCUCUUGGGUCUUUCCGUGCAGACCAGUCAGACUCUUCUGCAAGGUCUUCUCAAACAGACUAGGAAAGGCUCAGAGACCAGGGGUGAAAUAAUCCAGUACAUCAAGGAGAAGAUCAGCGAGAAUCAGUCGACAGAGAGAAGCAUCAGUCUUUUCCACUGUCUGAUUGAACUAAAGGAUCAAUCUCUAGUGGAGGAGAUCCAACAAUACCUGGGUUCAGGAAGACUCUCUACAGAUAAACUGUCUCCUGCUCAGUGGACAGCUCUGGUCUUCAUCUUACUGUCAUCAGACAAAGAUAUGGAUGUGUUUGACCUGAGUAAAUACACAACCUCAGAAGAGGCUCUUCUGAGGUUGUUGCCAGUAGUUAAAUCAUCCAACAAAGCACUACUGAAUUUCUGCACCCUCUCAGAAAAAGGUCUUGAAGCUUUGUCCUCAGUUCUUGGCUCCCCGUCCUCUUAUCUGAGAGAGCUGGACUUGAGUAACAACAACUUACAGGACUCAGGAGUGAAGCUCCUGGCAUCUGGACUGGUAACUCCAUGCUGUAAACUGGAAAAUCUCAGGUUGAGUGGCUGUUUCCUCUCAGAGAGAAACUUUAAUGCUCUGCCAUCAGUUCUCGGCUCCCCGUCCUCUUGUCUGAGAGAGCUGGACUUGAGUAACAACAACUUACAGGAUUCAGGAGUGAAGCUGCUGGCAUCUGGACUGGUAACUCCAGGCUGUAAACUGGAAAAUCUCAGGCUGUCGAGUUGUAACCUCUCAGAGAGAAGUCUUGAAGCUCUGUCCCCAGCUCUCAGUUCCCCGUCCUCGAGUCUGAGAGAGCUGGACCUAAGCAACAACGACCUGCAGGACUCAGGAGUAAACCGUCUGUCUGAUGGAUUAAAAAGUCCACACUGUAUCCUGGAAACUCUCAGGUUGUCCGGUUGUCUGAUCACAGAGGAAGGCUGUGGUUUUCUGGCCUCUGCUCUGAGCUCCAACCCCUCCCACCUGAGAGAGCUGGACCUGAGGUACAACCAUCCAGGUGAAGCAGGAGUGAAGAUGCUGUCGUAUGCAGUGGAGGACCCAGACUGGUUAAAGGCUGGUCUCAAAGUGGAGCCUGGUGGAGAUCAGUGGUUGAGACCAGGUCUAAGGAAGUAUUACUUGGAACUCGAAAUUGACGCAAACACAGUGAACAGGAACGUCCAGCUGUCUGACAACGAUAGGAAUGCGACCUACGUGGAGGAGGAUCAGUCACAUCCUGAUCACUCAGACAGAUUUGACCGGUGUCAUCAGCUGCUGUGUAGAAAUGGUCUGACUGGUCGCUGUUACUGGGAGGUAGAGUGGAACGGUGGGGUUCACAUUUCAGUGAGCUACAGGAGAAUCAGCAGGAAAGGAGACACGAAUGAUUGCUGGUUUGGAGGGAACGAUCAUUCCUGGACCCUGUUCUGCUCCGACGGAGGUUACUCUGUCUGGCAUAAUAAAAGAGGAACCUCCAUCCCUUCCUCCUCCUGCUCCUCCUCAUCCUCCUCCGUCUACAACAGAGUGGCAGUGUAUGUUGACCAUCCUGCUGGGACAUUGUCCUUCUACAGAGUCUCCCCUGACACACUGAUCCACCUCCACACCUUCAACACAGCAUUCACUGAACCUCUUUAUCCUGGGUUUGGGUUCUGGUCAUGGUCUCUCAUGUCACCUGGUUUCUCAGUGCGUCUGUGUUCUCUGUAGAGAGUCACCUCUCUUCAUAGAGACUUUAUCACUGAUGAUCACAUAGCUGCUAUUGUUUUGUACCAGCCUCGUCUCUCACUGGUGGCUUACCAGUCUGACGUAGACUGAAAGAUCCAUUGUCAUAAAGUAUUUAAUUUUCACUCUUGGUUAUUUUUAAAAUGUUGUAGAUAUUGUUGGAGAGUGUAGAUAUUCAGAGUAAAGAUUGCCCUGGGCCACAAUUCAGACCUGUCGUUACCCAGCUCUGUUCAGCUGGUUGGGACCAAGGGGAGAAUAUUCUCUGAUCCAAUAUUGUAGCUACAGGAACAAAACAGUGAUGGUUUGGGUUUGUAUAGGUCUUAGUAUACUUAUUAUAUUAAACAUAUUUAUGUUACUGGCAAUUGACUGAUCAUAAUAACUAUUACUACAUGUAUCUCAUUAUCUUCAGACAUCAUUGCUCAUUUGAACAAUGUCUGAAGGGAGCGACUUUUAUGUCAACCGCACCAUAUAAGGAGGCAACUAUUGCCAAGAGCAGUGGCUGUGAUACUGUUUUAAAGAUAUUUAUUCUUUGUGUGGAACUCCAUACCACCUCUUGUGGUUUUUGUGUUCUUAUUUCACACCUAUCAGCUGUUCUUAAAAACCAAGUAAAUGUUAAUAUUUCUGUCUACACGUUUAGCGUUUAUUAAAACCUUCCUCCCAUCA
Molecule: messenger RNA, 4435 nt
Organism: Mugil cephalus (flathead mullet)
Lineage: Eukaryota; Metazoa; Chordata; Actinopteri; Mugiliformes; Mugilidae
Product: NLR family CARD domain-containing protein 3-like
Exons: 14
Coding region: 230-3757 (1175 amino acids)
Molecular function (GO): protein binding
Source: RefSeq, a predicted model, not a curated record